UAAAUAUUAGUUUUCACGUUCAAACUAUCACUUAUUGGUCAGAACAGGAUGGACUUUAUCGCUGGAAAAGUAGUACUUAUUACUGGAGGAGCAGGGUCUAUCGGCCUUGCCAUCGUUAAAAACCUUCUCAACCAUGGCGCAAAAGGAGUAGCAAUAGUAGACAUUUCUGAGGAAGCAGGACGCAAAGCUGUCACCGAAGUUGUGAACAUUUUUGACCAGAAAAGAAUUACUUUCAUAAAAACAGACAUUACAAAUAAAACAGAACUGGAAGGAGCCUUCGAAACGACUAUAAAAAAAUACAAACAUUUGGAUAUUGUGAUUAACAAUGCUGGAAUAUUGGACGAAAUUGAAUGGAAAAACACAAUAGCAGUGAAUUUGGUAGCUGUUAUCGAAGGCACUUAUCUCGCUAUGCAGAAGUACCUUCCGAAAUACAAAUCCGGAGAAGAAGGUCUUAUAAUCAACACAGCUUCAAUUUGUGGUCUUCAUUCUUUCCAAAUAAAUCCUGUUUACUGCGCAACAAAACAUGGCUUGAUUGGGUUAGGGAAAGCUCUUGGUGGUGACGAAUUUUACAAAAAAUAUAAAGUACGCGUUCUUACGAUUUGUCCAGGUUUAAUGAACACCCCUAUUUCUGGACGAGCAGAUGGCUUUUUGUUUCCAGAAGUGUUGGAGAAGGAAGUUAGUGCCGUCUGUUUAGUAGCACAGGCUCCAGAACGUGUGAGCGAGGGAUUAAUUGAAGCCAUCCAAAAGGGUAAAAAUGGCUCUUUGUGGGUUAUUGAAAAUAACGAACCUGUGUAUGAAGUUGUGGUACCUCAGCACAAAACCAUGAAAGUUUAACUAAGCAACCAACAAUACACCCAAUAUAGAAAUACUCUUUUUUUUGUAAUUUUUUCUCAAUUUACGCAGUAGACGACGCAUAAAUUAUUGUAAUUUGUACUUCAUUACCAUUUGUAUGAAUCCAUAGUUUGAAAGGGUCUUAAGGUCGCACCGGUAGAAUUUUUAUCAAUAAAACAAUAGAAGCGAA
Messenger RNA from Zophobas morio, 1021 nucleotides. RefSeq names its product 15-hydroxyprostaglandin dehydrogenase [NAD(+)]-like. The record is from RefSeq and is a predicted model, not a curated record. Gene Ontology annotation, molecular function: oxidoreductase activity, acting on the CH-OH group of donors, NAD or NADP as acceptor. The coding region runs from base 49 to 834 and encodes 261 amino acids. Gene Ontology annotation, cellular component: cytoplasm. The transcript is spliced from 5 exons. Lineage: Eukaryota; Metazoa; Arthropoda; Insecta; Coleoptera; Tenebrionidae.